AUUUGACCAAUAAGGCAAGGAGGUUUUAGUCAACCGACACAGAUGAACGAGAGAAUCAUUCCACAGUCUUCAAUGGGGCGAAUCGUUCAUCGCAUUCCUCAAGCCUUUACAUAAUUGUAUAGCUAAAGAAGACACCGAAUGGCAUGCUAGUUGCGCAGAUAGCCUAGGCUACAUCAUAAAACUUUUCCUGGAACGGAGUUUGCCUUUCUGAACGUUAAAACGACGACGGAACUGUUCUUUCUACUUCAUCUUGUCUGUGCGGCAAAGCAAUGGAACGCAGAAGUUGAAUAAUUCAGUAUUGCGAAGCCUCUACUGCUGUGAAGAUACGUGGAUAGUGCCUGUGAACUUGUAUUGUAACAGUGUAUCAAACUUUGGGGAACAAAUGAACAAAUUGCAGGCCAUGUGCGGGUUUCACACGGUAUAAAACACGGCAUUGCACAUUAUUUGGUGAACCUCGUUCAUUCCCCACUGGCGCGUACUGAAUGGGAGGGAAUGGAUUUGGAUGACUUCUUUUUGACAUAUUUGAUGAAUAUACUGAUAACCAAAUCCAUAUGUUGAAGUCUUUCGAUUAUUCGGAUCAGUCUACUUCGAAAUGGCAAGUUUUGCCGGGUUUAUAAAGUGGACUGGGAGAUCAACUUUGUAUUUAUGCUGUGCGUUUGCCCUGUUCGGUUGUCUUUGCAUCGCGUCCCCCACUCAUGGUCGUCGGCUCAUCUGUUGGCAAGCCAUUAUGAAGUGUCAUGGAGAGCCGGAUUGUCACUACGCAUAUGACCAAUACCUUUACGCCUGUGCGCCUGUUAUCAACGGGGAUAGGAAGAAGUGUCCCAGCCACUGCAUCUCGUCCCUUAUCCAGCUGAAUCUAACUGAGACCGGCCCGUCUCUAGAGGACUGUGACUGCGCCUCGGACCCCGUCUGCCGGAGCACCAAACGCGCCAUAGAGCCGUGCCUGCCUCGGACAAGCAACAUGGGCUGCACCGAAGCCCGGCGGCAGUGCGAGAGCGAUUACCAAUGUAGCUCGGCAAUGCGUGACUAUUUGUUUCACUGCCGUAAACUUUUCGGAGGCGAGAGAUGUUCAGACGAUUGCAGGAGGGUGAUAGCCAACAUGCGCAAUAUGCCCAAAGCACAACAACUUGAUACUUGUGUUUGUGAUGGCACGGAGAGGACGAUAUGCGAGUACGUCAAAGUUAGUAUGAAAAACUUUUGCUUUGACUCUAUGGACAGAUACACAGGCAGCGGGUUUUCUGAUUCGGACUCUGAAGAUGAUUAUGAUGAUAUGGAGGAUUAUGUCUAUGUGGAAAACGCUAGUGAUUCACCUAAAUCCGCCUGUCGGGGUGUAUGGACUUCUACUGUGGCCACCAUUUUGGUUCUAAUGCGUCUUAUCUGAUAGGGCAGUCUACCCAAGUUGAUUCAGCUGUUGGGGAAGUUGUUAGAGAAAUAGAGAGGCCUGUGAAACGUUGACACAGAGAGACAGAAUAGCUCAUGAAAGUGUUGUGACACCAGCACACCUGCUUUAGCGUAUACUUUGUGUGUUUGGAAGAGUUUAUGGCCUUUGCUCUGCUGUCUUCAUAAUAGGGCUUCUCAACAUUCUAUCUGGUCUCAGUCUCUGUGCUGAUAGGCUAUGGGUCAUCUUGCUCACAAAUGUUUAUAUUUAAAAUGUAUACAUUUUAUGUGAAUCUCAAAAGAUUAUAGAUUCAUUUCCAGAUAGCUGUGCACCUCUAAAAUAUGUAAUUGUUUUAACCAACCCUUAAAGAAUGUUCUAGGCCUACUAUAAGCUCCUACUAUAAGCUUCUCCUUACCUUGUGUCUCAUAAAAUAGCCCAAAAAGUUUGACACACAAUUUUCUUUAAUGUGGGCAGCCAGGUGACUUGUAAGUGUACAUAUGUAUAAUGCUGUUUCAAGACAAUAGUGAAAACAUCAGUAUAAAACAUGUUCUUGGUCACUUGGCGAAAAUGGGGACAGACUAAUCAAGUUUUCUUUCACUAUGAGCUAGACAAUAGACAUAGGCCUACAUUUCAUUAAGAUGCCAUUUAAGCUCUAGUCAGUUGGUAAUCAUCUAAGUGACAGAUGUAAAAACACAUUUACCUAACAACAGUUUGAUUUGUUAUUCAAUAUUAUUAGCCUUAAUCAUGUCCCAGACAUUUACCUAACCACAGUUUGAUUUGUUAUUCAAUAUUAUUAGCCUUAAUCAUGUCCUAGAUAUUUCCAUAAGCUCAGUAUCAAUAUCAAGUUAAAAAACAAGUUAAGGGAGAUUAUUUUUAUAUGUCAAAAUGUGUUAAGUUAAAUUGUACAGUAUAUUGUAUGAUAUGUAUUUCUUUCCCAGAGUUAUUUGUUUAUUACUGCUAAGAGGAUUUUUUUCCCCCAGAGUUAUUUGUUUAUUACUGCUAAGAGGAUUUUUUUCCCCCAGAGUUAUUUGUUUAUUACUGCUAAGAGGAUUUUUUCCCCCAGAGUUAUUUGUUUAUUACUGCUAAGAGGAUUUUUUCCCCCAGAGUUAUUUGUUUAUUACUGCUAAGAGGAUUUUUUCCCCCAGAGUUAUUUGUUUAUUACUGCUAAGAUGAUUUUUUUCCCCCAGAGUUAUUUGUUUAUUACUGCUAAGAGGAUUUUUUCCCCCAGAGUUAUUUGUUUAUUACUGCUAAGAUGAUUUUUUCCCCCAGAGUUAUUUGUUUAUUACUGCUAAGAGGAUUUUUUCACUGUAUAGAAAUGUCAUGAAAUGCUUCACUGUCUACAUUGUAUUUUAGUGAAAAUAUAAAUGUUCUUGCUUAAAAUUC
This is a messenger RNA of Oncorhynchus gorbuscha (pink salmon), 2761 nucleotides long. RefSeq names its product growth arrest-specific protein 1-like. Bases 593 to 1381 code for a protein of 262 amino acids. The transcript has a single exon. Gene Ontology annotation, biological process: regulation of cell cycle. The record is from RefSeq and is a predicted model, not a curated record. NCBI's taxonomy places the organism in Eukaryota, Metazoa, Chordata, Actinopteri, Salmoniformes, Salmonidae.